Lactuca sativa (garden lettuce) is the source of this 765-nucleotide messenger RNA. RefSeq lists its product as uncharacterized. The record is from RefSeq and is a predicted model, not a curated record. NCBI's taxonomy places the organism in Eukaryota, Viridiplantae, Streptophyta, Magnoliopsida, Asterales, Asteraceae.
AUGGCUUUCAUUUGUGGAUCCGGUGGCAACCGAGAAGACGAUUUUGACUUGGUUUGUCCGGCUUCAUCAACAACUCAAAGAAAAACAACAAGAAGACACAGUUUUUGUAGCAGAAGCAAUAAAGACAACAAGAACCCAUACGCAAGUCGUGGUCUUGAUAAGUUUGAAGCUCUAUUGGCGGAUCUUGAUGGCAAGAGACAGCAGAUCUUUACACAAAAAGGGUCUCACGAUAUCUCCUUAGUUCGGUUUGUGUACUCAAAUUCGAAUGAUGUGAAACCAAUUGUUGUCAAGAUCAAAGAUCAAAGAAAACAAGACAAAGAUCAGCACCAUAAGCUGAAUGGAAAUGCAAAAACGGCUGAAUCAUCUCCGGAGCAUCCGGUGGCUGCCGGAAGUGGUAAACCUAGCGGCGGCAUGGUGGUGCAACCAGCAAAACCAGUGGCUGAUAUGUGCAAGAAGAGGAUUAGUGUUGGUCAAUUGAGAUUAAAGUUUGGUCAAUGGUGGAGGCCUUGGUAUUCUUUGUCUCUUUUUGUGAUCUUGAUCUUGGUGUUCUUGGUGUUUUUUGGCCGGUCUUCUGCGAUAUUAUGCACUUCUCUAGGGUGGUAUAUGAUGCCCAUGAUUAACGCAACAUCUGAAAACCCUAAAAGACCGAAGAAGAUCAUGAAGAAAGAGUAUUCAAGAAAAUUUAGCGAGAAGAUGACCACAUCUCCAAGAAGCGUACUGAACAAUGAAAUGAUGAACAAUCAACCCCAUCGAAGAAGUUUUUGA